AUGAGCUCUUAUUUUGUCAACUCACUCUUCUCCAAAUACAAAACCGGGGACUCCUUGCGUCCCAAUUACUAUGACUGUGGGUUCGCUCAGGAUCUUGGGGGCAGACCCACGGUGGUGUACGGACCCAGCACGGGGGGCACCUUCCAGCAUCCGACCCAAAUCCAGGAGUUUUACCACGGAGCAUCCUCACUCUCCAGCUCCCCUUACCAACAGAAUCCCUGCGCCGUGGCGUGCCAUGGGGACCCCAGCAACUUCUAUGGCUACGACCCCUUGCAAAGGCAGAGCCUCUUCAGCGCCCAGGAGUCGGACUUGGUGCAGUACACGGACUGCAAGCUUGCUGCCAGCGGCCUUGGAGAGGAGGCGGAGAGCUCGGAGCAGAGCCCUUCUCCGACCCAGCUUUUCCCCUGGAUGCGACCGCAAGCCGCUGGACGGAGGAGGGGGAGGCAAACCUACAGCCGCUACCAGACGCUGGAACUGGAGAAGGAAUUUCUAUUUAAUCCCUACCUGACCCGCAAACGGAGGAUCGAGGUCUCGCAUGCCCUGGGAUUGACAGAAAGGCAGGUCAAAAUCUGGUUCCAGAACAGAAGGAUGAAAUGGAAAAAGGAAAACAACAAAGACAAGUUUCCCAGCAGCAAAUGCGAGCAGGAAGAACUGGAAAAACAGAAAAUGGAAAGAGCCCAGGAGGUGGACGAGGAAGGGGAAGCACAGAAGGUGGACAAGAAAUAA
Molecule: messenger RNA, 726 nt
Organism: Cygnus atratus (black swan)
Lineage: Eukaryota; Metazoa; Chordata; Aves; Anseriformes; Anatidae
Gene: HOXB8
Product: homeobox B8
Exons: 2
Coding region: 1-726 (241 amino acids)
Biological process (GO): regulation of transcription by RNA polymerase II
Cellular component (GO): nucleus
Molecular function (GO): RNA polymerase II transcription regulatory region sequence-specific DNA binding; DNA-binding transcription factor activity, RNA polymerase II-specific
Source: RefSeq, a predicted model, not a curated record